Antechinus flavipes (yellow-footed antechinus) is the source of this 4491-nucleotide messenger RNA. RefSeq names its product TNF superfamily member 14 (gene TNFSF14). Bases 2763 to 3485 code for a protein of 240 amino acids. The record is from RefSeq and is a predicted model, not a curated record. Gene Ontology annotation, molecular function: tumor necrosis factor receptor binding. NCBI's taxonomy places the organism in Eukaryota, Metazoa, Chordata, Mammalia, Dasyuromorphia, Dasyuridae. The transcript has 4 exons. Gene Ontology annotation, biological process: immune response. Gene Ontology annotation, cellular component: membrane.
ACCAUGGAUAGAGACAGCCCUGGAGAUGAAGGCAGGAGGUUAAGUUCAAAUCCUAGCUGUGCCUUUUAUGAAACCUAUGAUCCUAGCCAAGCCCCCUUCCCACUCUCAUCCUCAGUUGCUUGAUCCAUAGAAAUGAGGGUAAUAACUCUGUCUGAUUGGUGAAUAAUUAUUAGGGAAUCCCAAAGUGCUGUUGUAAUGUGGAGUGCUGGGAUUAUCAUUAUGUAAAAGGCCAAAUAAUUAACAGGAAUGGGAUUAGGUGUGCAGAUUAAUAAGAAUGGGAUAAAGAAGGAACAACAUAUAUGUUUAGAAGGGUAUAAAAGUCUUUUAAAUUCAGAAAGAAACAAGAGGAUAAGGAAAAGGGGUUGGGGUGAGAGGGUAAGGGAAGGAUUCUUGGGAUUGGGGAUAGGUUAAGUAUUAGGAGGGCAGAAUAGAAGGUAGAAGUAGAGGAGUAAGGAGGUAAAGGGAAUAAGAGAUAUACACAAACAUAAAAUAAAGAUCAGGAGAAUCAUUUAUUAUGUAAAAAGGAGGUGUGGUAAUCAUGAUCUCAGACAAAAGCUAAAAUAGAUUUGUUUAUCAAAAAAGAAAAAUAGGGAAACUACACUACAUGUCAGCCAUAUUAACUAAUAUUGUUUUAGACUAUUUAAAAUAGAGUAUAAGGCUGGAAUAUUGCUGUAGUAUAAGAAAUGAUAAGUUAUUAGAAUUAAAAAUGUGGAAAGUCUUGGACUUAUAAGAAAGUUGUUAUCCAUCUUCAGAGAAGAAGAGGAUAAACAAGUAUAGUACGGUCUUACAUAGAUGUAUACAUAUGAAUGUAUAUGGGUAUGUAUGUAUGAUUAUAGCUAUCCAUGUAUAUGCACGUGUUUGUAUGGAAAUAUGAAUGUACAUAUGUUUGCACAUAUGUAUGUGAUUGUGGACAUUUAUGCAUAUGCACAUAUAUACACGUAUGUGUUCAACUAUAUAUGUGUGUAUACUUAUAGAGAUCCAUGUAUGGGUAUGUGUGUAUACGUACAUAUAUGCCUUUGGUUUGGGGAUUUUGUGAUUUGGGGUUCAGUUCUGGCUUUGGGUCUGGGGUAGAAGGCAUACAGGGUUGGACACAAAGACUCUAAGGUCCUUAGGAGACUUAGGAGGGACAAUAACCCCCAUAUCUCUUCACAACAAAUAUCCCCAACUCCAAGGCUUUUAAGACUUUGAGCCUUGGACCCUUGGAGCCUUCUCCCUCCAUGUUACCGUUCAAUUGUUUUUCAGUUGUGUGCUAUUAUUCAUGACCCCAUUGGGGGAGGUUUCCUGGUGAUUUGCCAUUUCCUUCUCCAGCUCAUUUUACGGAUGAGGAAACUGAGACAAACAAGAUUAAGUGACUUGCCCAGGUGACACAGCUACUAAGUGUCUGUGGCCAGAUUUUAAACUCAGGAAGAUGAGUCUUCCUGCCUCAAGGUCCAAUACUCCAUCCACAGCAUCAGGUAGCUGCCCAACCCCUCUAUACACUCUCUCCUAAUCAAGAUGGGAAAUAUGUAUUGGAAGAUCAUCAAUAAAGCCCUCCCUUCCCACCUGAUUUAUAUCUCUGCAUCUCCUCUCCCCUGUCCCAUGCCUGCCACACUCACAUGUACAUACAUAUCUAGCCCCUGUCUGACUUAUGGGGCUUGGCAAUGGAUCCUACAUUCUAUCACUGCUCCCCAGUUCUCCAUCUAAUUUACCCUAGUCUCCAAAGAUCCCAGGUAUGGGAGUACAGGGGGGUUGCUCCUAGGAUCAUUGACUUAUUAGAAAGAUCUUCAUUUUUUAUUUUCUAUGUAUACAUAUUUAUACAAUUAUCUUGCACAAGAAAAACCAAAUCAAACAGGAAAAAAAAUGAGAAAGAAAAUAAAAUACAAGCAAACAACAACCAAAAGAAUGGAAAUGUUACGUUGUGGUCCACACUCAGUUCUCAUGAUCAUCUCUCUGGGUGUAGCUGGCUCUCUUCAUCAUAUUGGAACUGGUUUGGAUCGUCUCAUUGUUGAAGAGAGAGCUACAUCCAACAGAAUUGAUCAUCGUACAAUCUUGUUUUUGCCGUGUACAAUGAGCUCCUGGUUCUACUUCUUUCACUCAGCAUUUAAUACAACUUAUUUUACAGACAAAGAACCUAAGACCCUUAGAGGACAAAAACUUUCCCAAACUCACCCAGCUGGUAAAUCUCUGAGGCAGGAAUAAUCCAGGUCUCCCGAGCCCAGCUGGAUAGCUGCCCAGCACCCUCAUCACGUCAGCUGGUGAGUGGUCAGGUCCCUUUCAUCCCUGAAGUCCUGGUUCUGCUUCCUCCUCAGACUGGCUGCUGAGCCCCCUCUUUGCUACAUGGGGCAUAUGGGCUUCAAUAGUUUUUCCCAAAGGAAAGGUCCCCAUUCCAUGUGGCCUUGGAAAAUCAGAAAGUAUGAGUACAUGAGCCCUGCCCACCCACCCGUCACUGGGGCAGGAAGGGGGUGGCCGGGAAGGGGGCGGGGCAGCGUGACUUCAAGAGGCUCCUAGGGUGAAGUCUGGUACCAGAGCAGCCUGCCCACCUGUCAGGGAAGCCUCAUGUGGUAAGCAGCUGGUUUCCUCCUGAGGAUACCCACAACAUAACCACCAGAGGCUUCCUCCGGGACGCCUUUCCUGGGCACAGAAGCCCUUCUCUGGGCACAGAGCUGUUACUUUCCUGAGCCCAGAGGCCAGGCGAGUUUCUUAAGGCUUGGGCCCGGGCAGUAAGACUGGCACCAAAGCUGGAGACGUACUCGGUAGCUGUGGUUCCAGAGGGCAGAAGAGCCAUGGGGGAUCCCGUGACUCGCCCCUCAGUGUUUGUGGUGGAUGGACAGACGGACGUACCCUUCUCCCGGCUGCAAGGGGGCAGGCCCCGGACCUGCCAAGGAGCCCAGCUGGGCCUGGGGUUCCUGCUGCUGUUGGCCCUGACUGGCAUAGCUGUCGAGGGCUAUUUCCUCUGGCGCUUCCAGUGGGACCUGGUGGCCCUGGGCCUCCGGCUACCGAGAGAGGAGAACUCCUUAGAGAAGCUGAUUCAGGAACGGACAUCCUAUCAGAACAAGCCAGCUGCUCACCUCACAGGGGCCAACUCAAGCCUGGUCCUGAGGGGUGGACCAUUGCUCUGGGAAGCCCAGCUGGGCCUCGCUUUUCUUCGAGAUCUGGACUAUCGAGCAGGGUCACUGGUGUGCACCCAUCCUGGCUACUACUACAUCUAUUCGAAGGUGCAGCUUGGCGGCUUUGGAUGCCUAGGAGGGUCAGUGACUGGUGGACAAGUUACCCACGGGCUCUACAAGCGAACAGCCCGCUACCCCAAAGAGCUGGAGCUGCUGGUCAGCCGUCGGUCAUCCUGUGGCUGGGCAGGGACCUCGGCCAAAGUCUGGUGGGACAGCAGCUUCCUGGGUGGCGUGGUUCACCUUGAAGCUGGCGAGGAAGUCUUCGUCCGAGUGCCAGAAGAGAGGCUGGUCAGGAUCAAAGAUGGGACCCGCUCCUAUUUUGGGGCAUUCAUGGUUUAAGCUACUUCUACAAACCAAGGGAUUUGUAUUAGAUGAUCUCUGCCUUUCUUCCAGCUCUCAGUACAAUGGUCUAUGAUCCUAGCUGUGUGAACUUGGGCAAGUCACUUCCCCUCUGGGCCUCAGUUUAUCCCAUCUGUAAGAUGGAAAGAUUAUACUAUAUGAUCUCUAAGAGUCCAUCUAGCUCUCAGUUUUAUGAACUAUGUCUGAUGUCCCCAUCCAGGCAGUAUUUUGGGGGAUGCAGAUGGUGUUUCCAGAGAUUAUAGGUGGAAGUCAGAGCAGAUGCUGAAUUUCCUGACAUUCAGGAUGGGAUUUGGGGGUUCACAGGGUAUUUAUCAUGGAGUUUGGGGAAAACAGGUGAAGGGGUCUUGUCCAAGGCUUGAAAUUCAUCUACUGUAAUCUAUACAAACACUGUAUGACACAAUACAAUCAUAGAAACACAUAUGUGUGUAUAUGUAUGUGUAUAUAUGUAUAUAUAUAAAAUGUGUGACUAUAGAUAUAUGUACAUACAGUUGUAGCAGAGACAUCAGAGACAUCACAUAAAAAAUGCACACAAGAAAUAGUCCCACAAUGACAUGCACACCUUACACAGCUAUACACCUCUGAUCCAAAGUCAUGUGCGUCUUGUGCUGUACAUGAAUAAAGCUUUACAAAAGUCACAGUCACAUUUCUCUUACACAGUUAAACACACCCUUUUCUUACACAAUCACACAGUCAUAUAUGGAUACAUCCAGAGUCAUCCAAUUCUCUUUCUGCCUCUCUGUUUCUGAUUUUGUCUCUCUCCUUUUUCUUCUCUCUUUCUAUCUGUCUAGUCUCUCACCAUCUCUUUCUCUCUUCUCUGUCUCUCUCUUUUGCUGUCUCUCAAACACACACACACACACACACACACACACACACACACACAUCCUGCAGCAGCAGUGUGUCUGGGUAAAGAAUGACAAUCUCAUGCUCAGAGCCUUUAUCCUGAUCCUCGACCUAUCAACUCAAAAAUAAAAAACAAAAUGUUUAC